AUGGAAACGCAAACGACGUCGUCGUCGUCGUCGUCACCGGCGGAGAGGAAUAUGAAGGUGCUGGUGGCCGUAGAUGAGAGCGAUUGGAGUUUCUACGCACUGAGAUGGGCCCUUGAUCAGUUCUUCACCGCUUACCCUGCACAGUCACAACACCAUAACUUUCUCACCUUGCUCAACGUCCAGCCAAAUUUUCAGCCUUUCGUUUACCCAGCUGGCCCAGUUGUGUAUGCAACUCCCAUGGUGAUUGAUGCCGUGAAGAAAGCCCAAGAGGAGAAUGCUACCAACAUUCUCUCUCGUGCCUUGCACCUGUGCAAAGAAAAGAAGGUGAAGGCAGAAACUCUGAUUCUUCAAGGUGAUCCGAAGGAUAAGAUAUGUCAAGCAGCCAAGGAAUUGGGCGUUGAUCUUGUAGUUGUUGGUAGUCGUGGGCUUGGUGCGAUUAAAAGGGCAUUGCUGGGAAGUGUGAGCAAUUAUUGUGUGCAUCACGUGCAUUGCCCCGUUCUCAUCGUGAAGCCGCCUCCCAAACAGGCUCAUGACUGA
Molecule: messenger RNA, 537 nt
Organism: Striga hermonthica
Lineage: Eukaryota; Viridiplantae; Streptophyta; Magnoliopsida; Lamiales; Orobanchaceae
Source: the annotation of a GenBank genome assembly